UCAGUGGUCUCCAAGCUGUGCUUGAGUCACAUGGAAGCGAAGAAUCUGAGAGGAGAGGAUGCCAGUGGAGAUGGAGGGGGCUUGAGGGACACUGGAGGAGAACCUCGCUCUUGGAGAUUCUGUUGGACCGGAUAGCAACAUCAGGACGGCAGGUUCGGCUCUUCCCAGCCUUCCUCCCCCCCCUCCCUCUCCCAAUCGGCUGGGAAGCAAGAGGCGCAUGGUACGGGGUCAGCUGGCAGCGCCAAAAAGAUUCCAGAUGCAAUAUGCUGCAUUCCUGUUGUGUGAAGCCCAAGGAAGACAGACUGUCGCAUGUGAUUGAUUAUGACCGCUGGGUGGUGGCUGCUGGUCCGAGCCGAAGCAGAACCUGAACCCAAAGGACGGGCAGAUGCUGCGCCUCUCCAAACCUCUGAGCUGAAUCCCAGUGAGAGCGUGGCACUUGCCUGUGUGCAUGAAACGUGAGGGUGAGAGUGUGAGCGUGUGUGAGAGAAAGUGAGCGCCAGCGCUCCCACAUGGCCUCCAUGCAGGACGGGCUAAACUUCACGGCUCCUCCCUACGGCAAGGUCCUGCUGCUGGGUGCUAUCGCUGCUGCCUCAGCCUUUGUUGUCACUAUCCUCAUUGUGGUGCUCUGCGUGGGCUGUCAAAGGAAGGGAAAGACACAUAAUGUACCCGGCGAGGGUGGAAAGCACCGUCUCAUGGACAUGGGUAUACUCAGGCAGUCCAAGCUGCGGUCCAUCAGUAAAUCAGACACUGAGAUGAACAAGAUGAACUGCAAUGGCAAAAGCAGGCAGCUUCCCCAGAUUCCCUCUGGGACUGGAGAGGACGGAGAGCACACUUACUCUGAAGUGGGCCGAAGCUCCUCCACCACACGAACUGACGACGCGCUCUAUGCCAUGGUAGGCAGGGCCGGGCAGACGGACACUCCGGCCCCUCCAGCUGUCCCCGCCAAUACCCCGGCGCCACCUGACCCGGACGGGGAUGUGGAAGGAGGGCUGCCCGAACCUGAAGGCCAGGUCAUGUCUCCACCUCACGCUCCUGAAACGGCGGAGUAUGCCUGUGUCAGGAAGCUGAGGAAGGCCGACAAAGUGCCCCAGAAGAGGGACAGUGGGACGGACACGGCGGACCCACCGGUCCCGCCACCACGACACCCCCCACCUUCUCAUCCCGCCCCUCCACCGCCACAUCCUCACAGCACAAAGCUGCCCCGUAGAAACAUGGAGGCCUUUAAUGUUCCGUCCUUCCCUAAGGAAGUCAUGUUUAUGGGCAAUGGAGAGCAGUACAUCUGGAAGCCUCCAGAGGAUGAAGAUGUCCUCAUGCUCCACAAUAAAGCCCUGGGCCCGCUGGGUGCACACACAAUGGAGUGUAUCCAACCUUCUGCUGCGGUGGUGGCUGAGAUGUACUCGAAGGUGUGUAAACCGGGGAAGAAGAAGAGAGCCGUACCUGGGUCUCCCCCAUCCAAUCCCGGCUUCAGGACCUUGGGUCGUGGUGACCGGGACCGGGACCGGGACCGAGACGGGGGCUUUAGCGUAGUGGUCAAACCGCAGACGUGGGCCCCUCAGGAGGGCAAAGCAACUGGAGCGUCCCUUGACGACCACUGCUAUGAGUCCUUCGGGGCCGAUGAGUGCGAUCCGGCCUACGAGAAUCUGGAAGGUGGAGGCGGCUGGAGACGAGAGAGACCGCCCAACACGUGUGCCACUUUGCGGCCGAGAAGGAAGAAAGCCCAGCAGCCUUUGCAGCAGCAGCAGCCCCCUCCGCCGCCGCCCACGCAGCACAACCCCAAAUUACAGCACCUGCCUGCCAAAGCCCUGCUGUUGCCUGGGGAGAGCCUGUAUGAGAGCAUUGGCGACCUGAAGCAGGGCUCCACCUCCUCCAGCACCACCACCAUCUUCACCUUCAACGACGGCAUGGAGAUGUACGUUACAGGGCUCUGAGGCAGCGGCUGCACUGUGACCUUUCCAACAAGGAGCAAACACCACAAGGAACGACGGCUGAGCCCCCGUCAUGCUCCCCCACACAUACUGUUUACAUUACAUCAUAACGUCAUGCCUUUCCCGGGCUCCAGGGGCCUUAAGGCACUAAGGUUUAUCUGUUUUGACUAAGUCCAAUCUACAAACCUUGUAAGGAACCCAAAGGUAGUGAAGUAAUUGAUGAGCACAAGACCAUUGCAGCGCAAUCAGUAGGUAACAGUAGCACUAUAGUUCAUUCACAGAAAUGUGCAAAGCACAAGAAAGUAAGAAGCCGAAAUUCUUGCUCAUUUCUAACGGGUAAUAGUUGUUUAUGGGUGGAAAGCAAGCACAGCAAUGAGAGAAAUAUUUGGUAGCACUUGUGAAUGGGCCUUCCCUGAAGUUGGUCAUUAUAUGAUUAAGGAUGGAUCAUGGAAUUUAAAUUAUUUAAGAAAUGAAUUACGAGUCAAAACAUUUGAAAGCUCAGGGACCUAGAGAAACAAUUAUGAGAGUAUUCAAAGGAAAAGAAAUUGCACACUUUUUGCAUUCCUCCGUAACACCAAAACCAAGCAUUUUCAUGUUUAAAAACCGGACCCGAUUCUUCUCUCCAUUGUGUCCCAUCCGACACGGACUGAACACUGUCUCCACUGCUGUCUGUAAAUGAGCUGUUUUACUUUGUUGACUCUGUCCUGCACUUUGCCUGCUACAAGUUGCAUGCUAAAAAAAAGUGGAAGAAAAAGAAGAAAAAUCAAGCACUGUCAAGUGGUACCUAUAUUAAUGUUUUGGGUUUUUUUCCCCUAUUGUUGUUGGGUGUUUAUUUUCACAGUGCGUUGCUUUAUUUCUCUGUAGAACACAAGGCUAGUUAGAGUUGGGACUCAUCAUUCAUCCAUUCCCCAUCCUUUUGCAUCUGCAACACAAUAAGGAACUGUUAACGGCUUUUACGGUGGAGACAAUGCACCGGACUCCCCCCUCAAUCGCAUCAACAUCAACUUCCUGCCUUGCGGUCAUCUGUUUAGGUUUCACCAUAGUUGCGGCGUCGAAAGCUACAGUAGUGCUGGUGUGUUCAAGUCAUGUCUCAUCAUUACUCCAUCAACAAAACACUCGCUCUUCUCUCUGUUAUCAGUGUUCAGAUGUUGCAGAAAUAAAAAGACAAGCCAAGCAGGACGGCGCACAUGCAAUGACAUCCUGGACAAUGAGUUCAUUUGACCAAAUAUCCCCAGCAAAGCGUGUGAUUAUACUGUAUGUUGAUGCAAUGUGUAUGUACAUUACAAAAGAGAAAGAAUAAUAAAUAUAUCAUGAGUGUCAAGAAAUCUAUCUUUUUCUAUGAUGUUUAGUGGUGUUAUGGAAUGACUUCUCUUGUGACACAAACGGCUGCAAUGUAAAUUCCGGUGUGUUCUGUUCUUUUUUUUUCCCCAAGCCAAGAAGCUUCGGCGUGUUCCUGGAAAGCUCGGCCCACUUCAGUGUGGCAGAUCAUGUUUUGUGUUUGCUAUUCAGACUACAGGGUCUUGUACUCCAAUAGCGUAUCAUUAAGUGCUAAGUGCAAAAGAUUGUAAUGUUUUAUAUCAAGAUUACUAUUCAUGAAAUGUCAGUCAAGUUUAUACUUUUGUAAUAAAGUGGCACUUU
Messenger RNA from Dunckerocampus dactyliophorus (ringed pipefish), 3563 nucleotides. RefSeq lists its product as uncharacterized. NCBI's taxonomy places the organism in Eukaryota, Metazoa, Chordata, Actinopteri, Syngnathiformes, Syngnathidae. Gene Ontology annotation, biological process: intracellular signal transduction; negative regulation of T cell activation. Bases 510 to 1928 code for a protein of 472 amino acids. Gene Ontology annotation, cellular component: plasma membrane; membrane raft. The transcript is spliced from 7 exons. The record is from RefSeq and is a predicted model, not a curated record.